This is a messenger RNA of Chinchilla lanigera (long-tailed chinchilla), 2068 nucleotides long. RefSeq names its product zona pellucida sperm-binding protein 3 receptor. Lineage: Eukaryota; Metazoa; Chordata; Mammalia; Rodentia; Chinchillidae. Gene Ontology annotation, biological process: negative regulation of complement activation, classical pathway. The transcript has 12 exons. The record is from RefSeq and is a predicted model, not a curated record. The coding region runs from base 197 to 1858 and encodes 553 amino acids.
CCAAGGCAACACUACAGAGUCUUCCACUUCUUCCUCAGAUACCUGCAGGUUGGUGAUAUACUAAAUACUCAGGUGACCUUGGCAGAAGGAGAUAAGAAGGACUUUAUAGGAAUCUUGCUCUGAAGAAAUCUCUUUAGUGAAUGACUGGGACCAAGAAACCUAAAAUAACAAAAUAAUAUUGAAAAGGCAUCAGAUCAUGUGCUCCCCAGGAGCUACUAUAUGUGCGCUCCCUGAAAGCACCGCCCUUCCCAAAAAGAGGAAACUGGAAGCCAGAACUUUCCCCAGGCUAUGGACAGCCUCCGAUCCAGCUCUGUUCCGAAUUACUUUGGUGGUUGCUCUGUUGGCUCCUGUCAUUGGUGACUGUGGUCCUCCGCCCAUUUUGCCGUUUGCUUCUCCAGCCAUGCAGUCUUAUGAGACAAACUUCAGAACUGGAACUGCUCUGAGAUACAACUGCCACCAUGGCUACUGGAGAGUGAAUACAAGUCAUGUUAUCUGUGAUAUUAGUGGCUCAUGGAUCUACAAUGUCUUUUGUGCCAAGAAGCGAUGCAGAAACCCAGGAGAGUUAGCCAACGGGAAAGUAGAAAUUAUAACUGAUCUGCUCUUUGGUUCCACCAUAGAAUUCAGCUGCUCAAAGGGAUAUACCCUAAUUGGCUCAACAACUAGUCAGUGUGAGAGCCAAGGUAAAGCGGUUCACUGGAGUGAUCCUCUUCCAGAGUGUGUAAUUGUCAAGUGUGAGUCCCCGCCAGACAUAAGCAAUGGAAAACACAGUGGUAGAGAUGAAGACCUCUACACAUAUGGCUCUUCAGUCACCUACAUCUGUGACCCCAACUACUCACUCUUAGGCAAUGCCUCCAUUUCCUGUAUUGUGGUGAAUAAAACAAUAGGUGUCUGGAGCCCACGCCCUCCGACUUGUGAAAAAAUCAUCUGUCGUCAACCACAUAUUCCUAAGGGAAUAUUUCACUCUGGAUUUGGACUCUUCUACACUUAUAAAGACACUCUUGUGAUUAGCUGCAACAAAGGUUACAUCCUCAGGGGCAGCAGUAUAAUCCACUGUGAAGCUAAUGGCAAGUGGUAUCCUUCUGUUCCCACCUGUGAGCCCAAUGGCUGUGUUGACUUACCAGAUAUCCCAUAUAUUUCCUGGGAGAGAAAUAUACUUAGCCUAAGAAAUCAAGAAAUAUUUGAGAUUGGAACACAGGUGAAAUAUCAGUGCAAGGCUGGUUAUCGAUCACUGCCAGAUGUGCGUCGGAUUGUCACUUGUCAGGACAGUUUAAAGUGGACAGUUUCCAAAGGGUGUGAAAGGGUAUGCUGCCCAACACCAAAUAUGGAGAAAAUGAGAAUCAUAAAUGAAAGGAGAGACUUUACGGGUGUAUGUCUCUAUGCCUAUGAAGAUUAUAUUUUCUACAUGUGUGAUGAAGGCUAUUUUCCUGUUUCUGUUGAUGGAAGGAGUUUAUGCCAAGCAGAUGGCACGUGGAACCCUAAAAUUCCAGCGUGUGAGUCAGCUGGGUGUUUGAGACCAGAGAUACUGAAUGGAAAGCUAUCUGUGGAGAAGGAUCGCUACACUGAAAUGGAAAAGGUCACCAUCCACUGUGACUCUGGCUAUGAAUUAGUUGGUCCCCAAAGUAUCACUUGCUCAGAGAACAGAACCUGGUCCCCAGAAGUACCCAAAUGUGAGCGGGAAGUCCCUGAAGACUGCAAACAAGUGAUUGCUGGCAGAAAGCUCUUGGAAUGUCUUCCAAACCCAGCUGAUGUGAAAAUGGCCCUGGAGGUGUAUAAGCUGUCUCUGGAGAUUCAACAAUUGGAAAAAGAGAAGUACAUGCAGAACCAGGAGAAAUUUCCUGAAAAACAAAAGAAGCAGUAACUUGUCUUUACAUUAACAUACACAAUCCCCACUUACCAUCUCCACUUGUCCUUAAGCACCAUUACUCACGUUAGGAAGUUUCUGGGCUUGGAAAAAAUUCAUGUGAUUAUUGCUACCAAAAAUGUGUAAUUAUUGAUGUGGCAAUUUGUGGCCCAAGAGUCUACUUGACUCAUUGUGCUGGUUAAAUAAAAGAUCACUUAUCAAUCAUCA